CCAGAGACCUGAGCAGGAAUGAGAGCAAGGGAGACAGACGCGGGGCUGACCGCCAUGGCUUUCCUCGCUGGGAAAAGCCUCGAGCAGGCUCGGGCUGGAGCGGAGGCCAGAUGGGUCUCCUCGCGCGGCCAACCGCCGACCCGCAGCCCGCGGCUGGCUCCGCGGCGCCCGCGCGAGAAGCUUCUUCUACCUCUCGGAGAAGCUCUUCACCAGCAGCCACACGAUGAGCGGCAGGUUCUCGCGCUCGUUGUAGGUGGGCAAAAGGACCGAAUACUUGUCCUGUCGCGAGGAGCGGCCCUGCGGCGGUCGCUGAGACGCAGCACCGCUGCGACUCGCCCCUGUGGAGGCCAUGACGGGUCUGCGCGAGGCACCGGAAGCGGAAUUACGUCACCCGCGUGGGUCGUACCAAAUUCCGGAAACUGAGGGAGUCUUGGCCUCCGUGUGGUUCCCUGGAAAUACUCAGAUUCUAUGACUGUUUCAAGUUGACUCUGAAGCUUUCAUCAGGAAACACCCCUUCGUUUCAUUUCCUCAAACUCGAGGAAGCGUCUUAGUCGUCCAGUCGCCAAGAGACGGGUAACCGGAAACGGAAGUCACUUCCCGGAUAUUUCCGGAAGAGGCUGUCAUGGCUGCCCAGGAGGACGUAGCGGCCUUACAGGGUGAAAUUGCCCGGCGUGAGGAAGAGCUGGCUUCGCUGAAGCGGAGGUUGACUGCAGCCCUGGCGUCGGAGUCGGAGCCCGAGCGUCCGGUCCCGUUGUCGCCGCUGAUCCCCAAGGCCGCCCUGUCGCGGGAUGAGAUCCUACGCUACAGCCGUCAGCUGCUGCUGCCCGAGCUGGGCGUGCGCGGUCAGCUGCGCCUGGCGGCCGCUUCGGUGCUGGUGGUGGGCUGCGGCGGGCUGGGCUGCCCGCUGGCUCAGUACCUGGCGGCGGCCGGCGUGGGCCGUCUGGGCCUGGUGGACCACGACGUGGUGGAGACGAGCAAUCUAGCCCGUCAGGUGUUGCACGACGAGGUGCUGGCGGGCCAUGCUAAGGCUUGGUCGGCGGCCGCCGCGCUGCGCCGCCUCAACUCGGCGGUGGAGUAUGUGCCGUACGCGCGCGCGCUCAGCGAGGCUUGGGCGCUCGACCUGGUCCGCGGCUACGACGUGGUGGCCGACUGCUCCGACAACGUGCCCACGCGCUACCUGGUGAACGACGCGUGCGUGCUGGCAGGCCGGCCGCUGGUGUCUGCCAGUGCGCUGCGCUUCGAGGGCCAGAUGACGGUCUACCACUGCGACGGCGGGCCCUGCUACCGCUGCGUGUUCCCGCGGCCUCCCCCGGCGGAGACGGUGACCAACUGCGCCGACGGCGGCGUGCUCGGAGUGGUGCCCGGCGUGCUGGGCUGCGUGCAGGCGCUGGAGGUGCUCAAGAUCGCCGCGGGGCUCGGGACGUCCUACAGCGGCAGCAUGCUGCUCUUCGACGGCCUCGGGGGCCAUUUCCGCAGGAUCCGCCUGCGUGGCCGCCGGCCGGACUGUGUCGUGUGCGGUCAGCAGCCCACCGUGACCCGCCUGCAGGACUACGAGGCCUUCUGUGGCUCCUCGGCCACGGACAAGUGCCGUGCCUUGAAGCUCCUGAGCCCCGAGGAGCGGAUUUCUGUGACUGAUUACAAGCGGCUUCUGGAUUCCGGAGCGCCCCACAUCUUGCUGGACGUCCGGCCUCAAGUGGAGGUGGACAUCUGUCGUCUGCCGCACGCCCUCCACAUCCCUUUGGAUCAGUUGGAACGCAGGGAUGCCAACAGCCUGAAGCUUUUAGGGGAUGCCCUCCGGGACGGGAAGCAGGAUUCGCAGGAAGGAGAACCUGUCUCCGUGUAUGUGAUUUGCAAACUGGGGAACGACUCCCAAAAAGCCGUGAGGGUCCUGCAGUCCUUAAAGGCAGUGCCAGAGCUAGACUCUGUAACCGUUCAGGAUAUUGUAGGGGGACUCAUGGCCUGGGCCACCAAAAUUGAUGGGGCAUUUCCACAGUACUGAGGGGACAGCAUGUGAUAUUCGUGGAUGGUUGUGAUAACCUUGAGGAUCCAUUUAUUCGAACCUUUCCAGUAAUGUGAGGAAGAGCCUGGGUCCACAGUUUCAGAACAAAUGGACUCUCUUUUGCAAAGAGCUUUUUGAGAAAACAGGAUAAAAUUGUUUCUGAGAGCUGCUUUGUGUUUUGGGCACUUGUACAGUACCUUCAACAUAUGCCAUGGAAUGUGACAGACAGUGUUUAUGUUUCCCAUCUAUUCCAAUCAAAAUAUUCUCUGGACCAUCAAUUUUAUACGUGGAAUUAAGAUGCAGUUUUA
Onychomys torridus (southern grasshopper mouse) is the source of this 2307-nucleotide messenger RNA. RefSeq names its product molybdenum cofactor synthesis 3 (gene Mocs3). The record is from RefSeq and is a predicted model, not a curated record. Gene Ontology annotation, biological process: tRNA wobble position uridine thiolation; protein urmylation. The transcript has a single exon. Bases 623 to 1999 code for a protein of 458 amino acids. Gene Ontology annotation, cellular component: cytosol; cytoplasm. NCBI's taxonomy places the organism in Eukaryota, Metazoa, Chordata, Mammalia, Rodentia, Cricetidae. Gene Ontology annotation, molecular function: URM1 activating enzyme activity; thiosulfate-cyanide sulfurtransferase activity; adenylyltransferase activity.